AUGUCUCUCUCCUCCUACCUUGCCAAAAAUUACCUCACCGCCUCCAGCCCCUCUUCCAGUACCCCCAAAGACAAAAAGCGCAAACGCAAGGCUGCCGCGCAAACCGGUCUCAUAAUCGCCGAUGAUGACGCUCCCGGCUGGUCCAAUCCUCAAGACCAUGCCUCCGACGAUGAUACCCCCAUGAUCACCAGCCAUAGCACCUCGGAAUUUCGCAAAUCCAAAAAAUCAUCUUGGAAAACCGUCGGCGUACCUGCUCUCCAACCACAAAAUGAAGACACCGCCGAGGCAGACCGGAUAAUCCAGCAAGCCGCUGCCGAGAACUCUGCCGCUCUGCACGCCGACGAAGAACCUACUAUUGAAGAGACCCGCGGCGGGCUUCAAACUCGCGAUGAAGCAGCCGCGCAAGCUGAGAAGAAAAAGCGAGUUGAAGCCGCGCAAUGGGCGCGCGAAUCUGGUUCGGGCAAGAGUAAAGGAAAAGAAGAAACUGUCUAUCGAGAUGCAACGGGUCGACGAAUCGACAUAAGUAUGCGACGUUCUGAAGCUAAGAAAGAAAUGGAUGAAAAAGCACGAAAGGAAUUGGAAGAAAAAGAGGCGCAAAAGGGAGACAUACAAUUAUUAGCCAAGGCGAAAAGAAGAGAGGAGUUAGAUGAAGCGAAGUUCAUGACGGUGGCGAGGGGGGUGGAUGAUGUGGAGAUGAAUGAGGAACUCAAAGAGGUAGAGCGGUGGAAUGAUCCCGCGAUGCAAUUUUUGAGUAAAGAGAAGAAAGGCAAAAGUAGGACGGGAAAACCAUUAUACAAAGGUUCGGCAGCGCCGAAUAGAUACGGCAUUCGACCCGGUCAUCGAUGGGAUGGGGUAGAUAGGGGCAAUGGAUGGGAGGCGGAGAGGUUUAAAGGGGAGAAUAGGAGGGCCAGGAAUAAGGAUUUAGAUUUUCAAUGGCAGAUGGAUACCUAA
This is a messenger RNA of Botrytis fragariae, 951 nucleotides long. RefSeq names its product putative pre-mrna-splicing factor cwc26 protein. Gene Ontology annotation, cellular component: RES complex; U2-type spliceosomal complex. Gene Ontology annotation, biological process: mRNA splicing, via spliceosome. The transcript has a single exon. The coding region runs from base 1 to 951 and encodes 316 amino acids. Gene Ontology annotation, molecular function: RNA binding. The record is from RefSeq and is a predicted model, not a curated record. NCBI's taxonomy places the organism in Eukaryota, Fungi, Ascomycota, Leotiomycetes, Helotiales, Sclerotiniaceae.